Molecule: messenger RNA, 2543 nt
Organism: Elgaria multicarinata webbii
Lineage: Eukaryota; Metazoa; Chordata; Lepidosauria; Squamata; Anguidae
Gene: TOM1
Product: target of myb1 membrane trafficking protein
Exons: 15
Coding region: 63-1541 (492 amino acids)
Biological process (GO): signal transduction
Cellular component (GO): endosome; membrane
Molecular function (GO): ubiquitin binding; clathrin binding; phosphatidylinositol binding
Source: RefSeq, a predicted model, not a curated record
CGUGACGCGCUCGGGCGGCCGUGUCAGCUGAUCUCUGCUGAGCUGUGGCAGCAGCGGCGGCGAUGAUGGAGUUUCUCCUGGGCAACCCUUUCAGCUCUCCUGUGGGGCAGCGUAUCGAGAAAGCUACUGAUGGCUCCCUGCAGAAUGAAGACUGGGCCCUCAACAUGGAGAUCUGUGACAUCAUUAAUGAGACAGAAGAAGGACCCAAAGAUGCCUUCCGAGCCAUAAAGAAAAGGAUCAUAGGAAAUAAGAACUUUCAUGAGGUCAUGCUGGCUUUGACAGUCCUUGAAACAUGUGUCAAAAACUGUGGCCAUCGCUUCCAUGUACUGAUUGCUAGCCAGGACUUUGUGGAAGGUGUGCUAGUGCGAACCAUCCUCCCAAAAAACAACCCCCCCGCCAUUGUGCAUGAUAAGGUGUUGACCCUUAUACAGUCCUGGGCUGAUGCAUUCCGAAGUACACCAGACCUGACAGGGGUUGUAGCUGUUUAUGAGGAUCUGAGGAGGAAAGGCCUGGAAUUUCCCAUGACUGAUCUGGAUAUGCUGUCGCCCAUCCAUACACCACAGAGGAGUGUAUAUAACCCGGACUCCCCAUCAGGAGUGAAUUCACCAGCAGCAGAUUCCCCUCACGCAAUAGAGUCCAUCCUGCACCCUGUGUCUCUACCAGGAGCUCCUCAUGCCCCCAUCACACCAACACCAGAGCAGAUUGGGAAGCUGCGCAGUGAGCUGGAAGUGGUGAAUGGAAAUGUGAAAGUGAUGUCUGAGAUGCUAACUGAGCUCGUCCCGGGACAGUCUGAACCCUCUGACAUUGAACUGCUCCAGGAACUGAACCGGACGUGUAAAGCGAUGCAGCAGCGUGUGUUGGAGCUGAUCCCCCGUAUCCUCAAUGAACAGCUAACAGAGGAGCUGCUCAUUGUCAAUGACAACCUCAACAACAUUUUCCUGCGCCAUGAACGGUUUGAACGGCUCCGAUCUGGCCAGCCUGUUAAGCAACAAAACAAUGCAGAAAAUGCAAGCAAUUUGAUUGACGUGGAACCUAGUGCUACACCAGUGGGAAAAGAGCCUGAAGCCCCCAACACGCUCUCGUCCCAGCUUGCAGGAAUGAAUCUGGGUUCUGGUAGUGUCAGCGCAGGGCUGGUGUCCCUCAACAAUUCUGGCAAACUGGAAGAAGAGUUUGACAUGUUUGCACUGACCCGUGGCAGCUCCCUGGCUGAACAGCGCAAAGAUGUAAAAUAUGAAGACCCUCUCGCCAAGAAAGGAUUAGCUGGAGCCUUGGAUACCAGGCAACAGAAUACAGGAGCGAUUCCCGUCCCCCAGGCUGCCCUCAUGGAGGAUAUCGAAAAGUGGCUCUCCACUGAUGUGGGAAAUGAGACGGUGGAUGCGAAGGGUGUCACCAGCGAAGAGUUUGACAAAUUCCUGGAAGAGCGAGCCAAGGUGGCAGAUCGGCUGCCCACCCUUCCGAGUCCCCCAACUGGGCUUCCUUCCGCUGGCUCCAGCCCUCACCGGAAGAAGGAAAAAGAAGAGGACGGAAUGUUUGCUUUAUGAGCCCCUCUGUGGACUGGUGUGCUGUGGUUGCAAGAGGACCUGUGUGCUGCACUGCACUCCCCCCUUCUUGGGGGUGGAGGGGGGGAAGCAAGAGGGGAGUGGGUAGGGGAAGAGACCCUCCCUCUUUCCUCUCCUCCUGCCUCCUAUUUUAGGCUGCUUUGGGGUUAGAUUAAUCAUUGCUGCAUUUGGGGACACAAGAGAAGCGAGUGGUGGGAAGAGGAUGCCAAGCUGCCAAAGGUGUUGCCAGAUGUGCUGACAGGUUUGGGGUUUCUCCUGGGCCAUCUAGGCAAACUGAAAUGUGUUCUCUGCUGUUCCGUUGUUGUUUUUCCUAAUGAAGAGACUGUAAAAGCUGGGCUGAAAACUGGUGGUGGGAUUUGUGGUUUCUUACCAGUCCCACAGGCAGCUGUGCUGAGCGGUAAAGCUGGGCAGCUUCCUUCUCACUGCACCUACACCUUUCCAUACUUUGCCCGCCCUUGGCAGAACAGGAACAACAGACACUGUUUUGCAGUGACAGGAGAGUGCUGCUGUGAUUAGGGCAAUCACACUAGUAGGGCCUCUUUCCUGUUGUGUAAGCACUACAUCCUGCCUGCAGGCCAAGCAAGUUCCACGGUAGCCAAUACAGGUUAUCAGCCUCAUGGAGCAUAGAGGGAAGGGGUGUAUGCAUUAUCAGCGGUACCACAUCCUUCCACGAGUGGCCUCUUCGUCUCUUCAAAGAUGCCAUGUUCAGGAGGCAGACUCUCCUCUUCUGAAAAUGAUUCAUAUGACCCAUUGAUCAUGAUCCCCCACCACUGCGUUCCCUCAGAGCUCCUCCCCACAACCUCUCCUCCCUUGCCACAGAGGCUGAGCUCUUUGUGCAUUAGCAGAGAACGCUCUUAAGAAAUGGUAUUCCCUUGUGUUAAAGGUUAGUGGGUGAGGAGCUUGUGGGGUGAAAGGAUGACUUAUUCUGUGUAACUGGGAGACUUGCCUUUUAUAUUCCAUAUUAAAAAGAAAUUGUGGACUUCA